AUGUUCUUUAAAAGAAAUCCAUCCAUAUGUGACCAAGGCAGCACCAACAACAAGAUCGAUGCUGCGUUACUGCUUCCACAGCCAGAUCAGGAAGACGUGCAAGAAGAAUACGAGGACGAGGAUAAUGUCGAUUUUACUCCUUUCCUCACACAAGCAGACACAGAAUGCCAUUCCACCCCACAAGACGAUGACACUGUGGAUAGCAACGAUUCUUGCAUUCACGACGAGGGUGUCCUCAAUUGCUACUUUCACGUGACGCAUGCUUUUGCCACCAAGAGGAGUUAUGUCAAGAAAAUGCGUAACCCAGUCUUUGCCCAACCCAAAGGAACAGCGCAUCGUCAUGUUCGAAACAUCGCUUGUACUAAGACACCUGAACAACGUCGAUGUGUGACUGAUCUGUACAUGACCGAUUGGAGGACCAAUCGGGGGGAAAAAGCUGCUGCAGACCACCUCGAGAAGGAAUAUUGCCAAUAUCCAAAGUGGAAUUGGAACUAUUACUGCACUGGGGAGGUUGGAUGUUACCCAACAAACUGUCCUAACGAGAGCUUUAAUCGACAUGGGAUCAAAUCCAUCUGCGAACACACAAAGAAUGCUUCACUUGGUACGUUCCUGGUUCAGACAAUUCCGGCUUUACUGCGAGACGACGCCUUUGCACGAAGUGAUCCCUGUACAAUCGAAAUCCCACGUUCGGCAUCUGUGUUGGCAGUUGCUGUUGCUGGGUAUUAUCGCGAAGGAUUGGACAUUAUCCCACUUGGUCGUGACGGUGAUGACAGGCCUUCCAGUUGGAUCGCGAAUCUUCAUCACAAGAUUGGAGUGCCUCUGGAUGAACGUCGAAGAUUGCUUAUUGCCGCUUCUCUUGAUGGCGAUACACGUCCAUUUAUGAAGAGUCUCACUCACCGACUUGGGAAACCACCACUGCAAGAUUCAAUCGCUGAUGCCAUGGUGUCAGCUACUGUUUCGGUGUGCCAUCUGUCUUGGAAGGAUGGAAACAUAGUGGGAGAUUGCGAAGAAUGCGUGAAACAUCUGGGGUAUAACUGUCCAGCUGCCAUCUAUUUACGAAGCAGACAUGGGCUCCUGGAUGAUACAGUGGAGAAUCUUCGCAAGACGAAUGCCAAUAGGAACGGCACAGUGGUCAAGUCGGAUGCCAGGGGCAGUACGAAGGGCAUGUACACGAGCGGUCUUUCGCGCACCGGCAGCAAACGUCGUUGUCUUCCUAAGAUGCUGAAUACUUUCGAAUCCUACCUUGGAACUCUGACAAGGACGCAACUUGUGCGAGUGUUGGAGUAUCUUCGUCUUCAUCCCAAGGGAAAGACUGUGGCUGAUUUCGUUCGUAAGAAGACACACGCUGAAUUGUUGGAGGUACUCAUUGCUUUCUUUGACAACCCAACUGCUUUCAGAACAAUGCGUGACAACAGUAGUGGCGAGAAAACCUCCUAUGAGAUUGUUAAGAGCUUGGCAUGCAAGGUGAAAUCUGCUAGCAAAGAGAAUAAUGGAGCGCUAUAA
Messenger RNA from Seminavis robusta, 1503 nucleotides. The record is from the annotation of a GenBank genome assembly. Lineage: Eukaryota; Bacillariophyta; Bacillariophyceae; Naviculales; Naviculaceae.